AUGGGAGGCGACUCAAAACAUUUCCUGCUUGCUAUGGGGUUACACCAAGGAUCUGCGCUUAGCCCGAUCUUAUUUGCCCUUGUGAUGGAUGCACUGACACACCAUAUUCAAGGGGAGGUGGCAUGGUAUAUAUUAUUCGUUGAUGACAUAGUUCUGAUUGAUGAGAUGCGAGGUGGUGUUAACGAGACGUUGGAGGUAUGGAGACAUGCCCUUAAGUCUAAGGGUUUCAAGUUAAGGAAGACUAAGACAGAAUACCUGAAGUGCAAGUUCAGCGCCUACUGGAGAGAACUGGGUAUGAAUGUAAGGCUUGGAUCACAGGGAGUUGAAGAGAUCGACGAGGAUGUCACACACCGAAUAGGGGUGGGAUGGAUAAAAUGGAGACUAGCAUCUGGAUUCCUGUGUGGUAAGAAAGUACCACUGAUACUCAAAGGUGCAGGUCUCAACUACAUACAAGAGGGUCUCAUUCCAACCAAAUAUUUGGAAAAAACCAAAGAGGCCUUAGAGCUGACAAUGCCAGAAAACUAG
Messenger RNA from Nicotiana tabacum (common tobacco), 525 nucleotides. NCBI's taxonomy places the organism in Eukaryota, Viridiplantae, Streptophyta, Magnoliopsida, Solanales, Solanaceae. The record is from RefSeq and is a predicted model, not a curated record.